Messenger RNA from Megalops cyprinoides (Indo-Pacific tarpon), 2590 nucleotides. Its product is annotated as transcription factor 4-like. The record is from RefSeq and is a predicted model, not a curated record. Gene Ontology annotation, biological process: regulation of transcription by RNA polymerase II. The coding region runs from base 324 to 2366 and encodes 680 amino acids. Lineage: Eukaryota; Metazoa; Chordata; Actinopteri; Elopiformes; Megalopidae. The transcript has 19 exons. Gene Ontology annotation, molecular function: DNA-binding transcription factor activity, RNA polymerase II-specific; protein dimerization activity; RNA polymerase II cis-regulatory region sequence-specific DNA binding. Gene Ontology annotation, cellular component: transcription regulator complex.
AUGUUAGUUCCAGACGCUGUUUACGCACUGAAUGGGUUUACCGAUUUAGACACGAGCACGUCCUUUAAUAUCAACGUUUGUACAGAGUUAGCCAGCUAUCUGAAAGAUUCAUUCAAUUUAUGUGAACCUCCUGUUGCAUAAUAAUGAUGCGCUUAGAGUGAAGAGAUUUUAAACGCUCCUGGAAUAUUGCGAGUCGGGUCAAUCCGUGGAUUUUGAGGAAUAACCGAGGUAGCGAUUACAGUCCUACGUCCAGUUAGCACAACACUUGGCAUUUUCUAAUCGCAAUUUGAGUCCAUGUUUUAGGACUGUGCAAUUUCUCAAAAAUGCAUCACCAACAACGAAUGGCUGCCUUAGGGACAGACAAAGAACUCAGCGACUUACUGGAUUUCAGCGCGAUGUUUUCUCCACCUGUAAGUGGGGGGAAAAAUGGACCAACCUCUCUUGGAAGUGGACAUCUCACAGGUUCAGGUCUAGAAGAAAGAACCAGCUCUGGGUCUUGGGGAAAUGGAACCCGCCCCAGCCCAUCAAAGAUUUAUGCUGAUAGUUCUCAAUUCACCCACAUGGCAAAUCUGGACGUUGGGUCACAUAACAACAUCUCCACUCCCUAUGUAAACUCCAGACUACAAGUUAAAACAGAGAGAGGGUCCUACUCUUACAGAAGAGACUCUAACUUGCAAGCCCGCCUUCAGCCAACCCAACUGGGAGGGGAGAUGGGAAUGGGCAGUCCAGGACCUCUGUCUCCCACCAAGCCUGGAUCCCACUACUAUGAGCACUACACCAGCAGCCUGGUGCGGAGGAGAGCACUGCACAACGGCUCUGCAGAUGUCCAGACAAAAAAAAUUCGGAAAGUUCCUCCAGGUUUGCCAUCUUCUGUGUAUGCCCCGUCUGCAAGCACCGCCGAGUAUAAUCAGGACUCGCCCAGUUACCCCUCAUCCAAGCCCCCUAGCAGCACUUUGCCCACCUCCUUUUUCAUGCCAGAUGGCCACCACGGCACAGAUCCAUGGAGCUCCUCCAGCACAAUGAACCAGCCGGGCUAUGGAGGCAUGCUGGGAAAUUCUACCCACGGCCCCCAGAGCAGCAGAUUCUGCAGCCUGCAUCCACAUGAGAGGCUUAGUUACCCAUCGCACUCCUCCGCAGAUAUUAAUUCCAGUCUUCCACCAAUGUCGAGUUUCCAUUGCAAUGGAACAAAUCACUACAGCACUCCAUCCUGCACUGCGCCCACAAAUGGAACUGACAGCAUCAUGGCUAACAGGGCAGCCAGUGGAGCAGCAGGCAGCUCUCAGACUGGAGACGCCCUGGGAAAGGCUCUUGCCUCGAUCUACUCUCCUGAUCACACGAACAAUAGCUUCUCAUCCAAUCCAUCAACUCCUGUUGGAUCACCGCCAUCAAUAACAGUAACAGCAAACUCAGCUGUGUGGUCAAGAAAUGGAGGACAGGGGCAGUUGUCUCCUAGUUAUGAAGCGCCACUGCACUCCUUGCCCCUCCAGCAAAGCCGUAUGGAAGAACGUUCAGAGAGGCUGGACGAUGCCAUCCACAUCCUGCGGAGCCACGCGGUGGGGCCAACUGCCAGCAUGACCAGUGGGCAUGGCGAGAUGCACGGCAUGAUGGGACAGUCACAGAACGGCUCCAUGGGCAGCCUGGGCUCAGGGUACGGCACAGGCCUGCUUUCUGCAAACAGGCAUUCCAUCACGGUAAGCCUGGUAGGGGCACAUCGGGAGGAUAGUGUGAGUUUACGUGGUGGUCACUCGCUGGUGCCCAAUCAAGUGCCAGUCCCGCAGCUCCCUGUACAGUCCGCUACAUCGCCAGGUCUGGGCCAGCCACCAGAAGCAUACCGCGUCCUUUCCAGUGGAUUGCACGGCCAGAGCACUUCAUCCAUCAGCUCUGAGAUCAAGUCGGAGGAUGAGGGGGAUGAGAACAUGCUGGACAGCAAGUCCCUUGACAUCAAGAGGGAUAAUGAUGACAAGAAGGACCUCAAGUCAAUUAAUAGGUCAAGAUCUAGUGCUAAUGCUGAUGAGGACCUGACCCCGGAGCAGAAGAUGGAGCGGGAGAGGGAACGCAGGAUGGCCAACAACACGCGUGAGCGUCUGCGUGUGCGUGACAUCAACGAGGGCUUCAAGGAGCUGGGCCGCAUGGUGCAGCUCCAUCUGAAGAGCGACAAGCCCCAGACCAAACUACUCAUCCUGCACCAGGCCGUAGCUGUCAUCCUCAGCCUGGAGCAACAGGUCCGAGAGAGGAACUUGAACCCCAAAGCUGCUUGCCUGAAGAGACGGGAGGAGGAGAAGGUGUCGCGGGACGGGCCCAGUCUUUCCAUGGGCGGGGCACACCACAACAUGGGCGAUGUCUCCAACCCCAUGGGACAAAUGUAAAGAGAACCUCGUAAAUGGUCCAAGUUGCCAAGUGACUCCAUCAAAAUGAUGAGUGACAACUUCCUUUGACAGUGUUGUCCAUUUCCUGCCAAUCACCCAGUGUUGUCCAAUUCCUCCCCCACCCCUUUUUAAGUACAAGACAGCAAAGGUACAGUAGCUUAGGCAAGACAGACACAAAAUGUUUUUUUUUUUCAGCAUUCCCCUUUUUGGAAAAAAAAACAUUG